This is a messenger RNA of Colletes gigas, 3093 nucleotides long. RefSeq names its product mitochondrial folate transporter/carrier. Lineage: Eukaryota; Metazoa; Arthropoda; Insecta; Hymenoptera; Colletidae. Gene Ontology annotation, cellular component: mitochondrion. Gene Ontology annotation, molecular function: FAD transmembrane transporter activity; folic acid transmembrane transporter activity. Gene Ontology annotation, biological process: nucleotide transport; folate import into mitochondrion. The record is from RefSeq and is a predicted model, not a curated record. Bases 326 to 1336 code for a protein of 336 amino acids. The transcript is spliced from 6 exons.
AGUGAACUCGCGCAUAGCAUUCGGUGCGGUCAGUCGAACCGUUAGUCAGUCAGUUAGCUGCUUGGUAUGGUAAGUUCGGUGUAUAUAACAUUUUGACGCGUUGCGUAAUCGUUUAAAAGUGUAAGCAAGACGGAGGAAACUCGCGUCGCGUACGUUUUCAGUCGUGUCUCGCGCUCCCGUCGAAGAAAUCGCAUUGCCUGCCGCGGAUCAAGAGAUAUGCCGAACAGUGGAGUCGAACGUUGUUAACAUCACAAAGGAUGCCACUGGAUUUUCCUCUGGCAAAUCGGUAACGAACGAGCAGCAGCAACAGCCUGUCACAGAGAAAAUGUCGCCGAUUAAGACCAACGGCGGUCCGCCGGGGACCACCUCUAUACCUGUGCUGAAUUACGUGAGAUAUGAGCAUUUUGUGGGCGGCAUAUCCGGUGGCGUGACGGCUACGUUAAUACUGCACCCGUUAGACCUGAUCAAGACUAGAUUCGCAGUUAACGAUGGGCAUACGCAUUCUGGUCCACAAUAUAAAGGUCUCAGAAACGCGGUCAUGCAAAUUAUUAAGACCGAAGGUGUGCAAGGACUUUACAAAGGUGUAAUACCGAAUGUGUUAGGAUCCGGUGGUGCAUGGGGUUGCUAUUUCUUUUUCUUCAACACUAUUAAAGGUUGGAUCCAAGCGGGAAAUAAUCGGAAACCUUUGGGACCUUCCUGGCAUAUGUUCGCUGCAGUAGAUGCUGGCAUUCUUACCUUACUUAUAACCAAUCCACUGUGGGUAGUGAAAACGCGGUUGUGUUUGCAAUAUAAGGAUGAUAACAAUGUUCCAGAAAAGUUUCGAUAUAAAGGCACAGUAGAUGCGAUUAGAAAAAUUUAUAGAACAGAAGGGAUCCAUGGUUUGUACCGGGGUUUAAUUCCUGGAAUGUUUGGUGUUUCACACGGUGCCAUUCAAUUUAUGGUGUACGAAGAGCUGAAAAAUUGGUACAAUGGUUAUUUAAAUUCUCCAAUUGACAAUAAGUUGAGUACAUAUGAAUACAUAGUCUUCGCGGCAAUCUCAAAAUUAAUUGCUGCCGCUACGACUUAUCCUUUUCAAGUUGUAAGAGCUCGACUUCAAGAUCAUCAUCAUAACUACUCGGGCAGCAGAGAAUGUGUACGAACGAUAUGGAGAUAUGAAGGGUGCCUUGGCUUUUACAAGGGGUUGAGUGCAAACCUGACCAGGGUGGUCCCGGCAACUGUGAUCACGUUUGUGGUAUACGAAAACGUGUCUUGGUAUCUUCUGCAACACAGAAAUAGACGGAUCAUCGAGGGAGACAAGAUGCCACUUCCCAUUCCGGUUAAAAAAAUCGAGACUUGAAGUACCCGUUGGAAAUUCGUGCUGGGAAACACGACACCUAAUUCAGAUCUAAUACGGUACUACCUUGAGAAAAACAAAAAAGAUCGAAGGCACAAUAUACCUGGACCAGUUGACAGAAUAUUACGAUUUGCGAAAUAAACACGUCCGCUAACGAUGGACGAAAAUUCCAGUUGAAUCGCAACGACACAAAGCAGGAUGCAUUUCGAUUCCGAGCGAAGGAUCAUAAUUGUUAAAUUGUUCCAUAAAUCGUUUGCAAGCAGGGAUUGGAAAAUAUGGUUUAAAAAGCAUUUGAAUGACGAAUACCUUACUAAUUUGUAUUCUAUUUAUAGUAGAAUACAAAUACAGGGUUUCUCAGGAAUCGAGAGGGAUUUAUCUUUUAGAGGCCUCGACAGCUCUUCGAAAACUCUCAGUAUAUUGAAACAACUCUUUCUUGCGAAACAAUAUUAUUGCAUUCAGUCCUGAAUCUUCUACUUGGACUCUUUCACUAAGGCAUGUUGAUAAAUCAAACAUGUUAGUUCAUACAUUCAAAAUUAUUAGUAUGAUUAGUUUGAAUGGACUCUUUAAACUAAUUCAAACAUCUUUUUUGUGUAAAUUUGAGAUUCCACUCUUUAAUAGAGCUUGAUUGAAUGUUUGAAAGUAAUUGCAUGUUAAAUUCAUUCGUUAUCUUUGCAGUUAUUUCUAUUCGAUUUCAUGUGUAUAAGUAUCCUGUUAAUCCAUGGUUAGUGUUGUGCGUGUGACUGAAACGGUCGUAGUGAGAUAUUGUGUAUAAGACGAUUCGAUGAAUUUUCAUGUGUGGCUAUUAAUCCACACAUAACUCUGAUUCUUGUAACAGAAUUCAUGGUUGUGAUGUUAUAUGUAUAUCUGGGCGUGCAUCAGAGACUUGGUACUCUGUCAUUUUACACAUAGAAAAUUAUUUCUAGAUCACUGUACCCGAAUUACGCUUGUGAGCAUAUUACGAAUAGGAACAAAGGUACUGGAGUUGUAUCCUACAAUAGUUUUCUCUGCUGAGACAUCAUUCAAAGUGAACAGUCAGUAAAUAUUGAAUAUAUUAGCAUUUUAUAUUCAAUGGCUGAGUAAGUACAGAAUAUAUUUUUCGAUUUCAAUAUUUAGUACAACGUCAGACACGUGUAAAUGGUAUUAAUGUGAUGUCUGGUCUUCAAAUUUGAUAUAAACAGAUAACUUUAUAAUAAUAUGAAUUCUUGAAAAGCAUUGCAUUAAUACCAUAUACAUAUCAAUUGAUGCAAUGAUGGUAUUUGUCAUUUGCCAGUGACACUGAAUUUUCUUUACUAGAUAUCAAGUACAGAAUAGUAUAUUUGGCAGAUACAAAUUACAAGAGUCAUAUUCGACUGCAUGAAUGAAUUAAAAAAUAUAAGCGAAUGUAGAUGAUCACCAUAGAAUACAAUACGUCAGGUUGUUCGUCAAUCGUUCUAAGUAGAAAUUCAUUCGAUUCUGCCUAUUCCUGUUUGCAAAUCCAUUUCCGCCUUUGUGAGAGUUAGAUUAAACUUUCGUAAUAACCGUGUCCGCUGGUUCUGUUACGUUGUACAUCGUAUUGUCCAUGUAUUGCCAAUGUGAAAUCAAUUAUGAAUACAUUGAUCGAACUCUUACUAGCAUUCAGAAAUUUCAUUUAUUCUGUGAAGAUUGCCGUUACGAGUUUGUAUGCGUAAUAGUAGCGGUACGAACAAACUAUUUAUAUUGUUACAUGUGUGAGCACCGAUUAAGUUAAACAAUUUUAUAGAUUCUGAGGAAUUAAUUAUUCU